UUGUAAGCGUGAAACCAAGUACAUAGAAGAGUUGUUGGUUGUGAAGUAUAUUUUAAAAUAUAAUAUUUACGAAUCGUUCGUACUAAUAAUGUCUGUUACCACACGUAUGUCCUUGGCAAUGGGAAAGCAUGUGGCAAGAAUCCGAGGGAAACCAAAACAUAAUAUGUCACUUAGUACUUCAUGUAUUAUUGCAAAUGAACCAUUGACAAAGACUGUACAAUAUGAUGGUGUUCGUAAAAUAAUCAUGUCAAGUCAAAAAACAAGGAAUGCACUGUCCAUGAAAAUGAUGGAAGACUUGAUUGCAGGCAUCACCUGCAAUCAGAAUGACCCUUCUCUCAGGUGUAUUUUACUGUAUGGAGAAGGACGGGUGUUCUCAGCUGGCCACAAUUUGAAAGAACUGACAAGCAAAGAUGGGUCUGAAUUCCACCAUGAGGUUUUUGCAACCUGUUCUCGUCUGAUGCUAGGCAUCUUACAGUGUCCUGUGCCUGUCAUAGCUGUUGUUCAAGGACUGGCUGCUGCUGCUGGUUGCCAACUUGUUGCUAGCUGUGACAUUGCAAUUUGCUCUGAUAACAGCUCCUUCUCAACUCCAGGAGCAAACUUUGGAAUAUUCUGCUCUACACCUGGAAUUGCUGUUGGUCGUGCAGUGCCAAAAAAAGUAGCAGCACACAUGUUGUUUACAGGUCUUCCUCUUUCAGCUGAAGAAGCUUUAAGAGCAGGCCUUGUGAGCAAAGUUGUUCCUGCAGAAGAUCUAGAAGAAGAAGUGAGGAAGAUAGUGGAUUCAAUAUGUAACAAAAGUCGUGCUGUCAUUGAACUUGGCAAGAAGUUUUUCUAUCAGCAAUUAGAAACUGAUAUAAGAACUGCGUACAGAAUGGGUGAGGAAAUAAUGGUAAAUAACUUAGCGAUGUCUGAUGGCCAAGAAGGAGUUCGCAGCUUCAUAGAAAAGAGGAAGCCUUGUUGGACGCACAGCUCAGAAAAAUGCCACUAAUGACCAGCUAUUGCUUCUCUAAUUGUAAUAAUUGUUACAUAAGUUAGUCUGCUUUUGCAUGCAGUUGGGUCUAAAGGUAAGAAUUGUAGCUGCCUGUGGAAUUCUGUUCCUGAAGUAAGAUGUUGCUCAUUCAGAAAAUCCUAAGUAGCAGGUAUAGACCUUUAAUGGUAUCAUUGUGUGUGAAGGAUGCUAUACACUUUAUUUAUUUUCCAGUUGUUUCCAUAUUGUGUAAAUGAGGAGAAUUUUAUUAUUAAGUAACAAGAAAUACUGUACAUAAAAGUUAUUUCUCGAUUCCUCAGUUACUAGUGCUCAACAAUUGCUACGUGCCAAUAAUAGUUAAGGAAUAUUCUGACAAGUCAGAAUUUUGCUUUAAAAAUGAAUCAAUAGUAUAAGAAUGAUAUUCCUAUGGUAAUUUUCUCACAUUUAAUGAAUACAAUGUAGGUAAUAAGUUACAUUUUACUUUUUGAAGAUUUAUGUACCUAUCACAGAAAAGGAAAUGAUAUGGAAUUAACUGUAGACUUUUUAGUGACACAUUGUAGUACGUAGUGUGUUGCAAAGACAAGAUUAAUAAUUGUUCCAAUAUUCUGUAUUUUUACAGAACUUUCUCUUUAGACUGAGCAUGGAAUUGAUAUUUAUAUCUAUGUACACCAAAAUUUUGUAUUGUUCAAUCUGACAUGAGAAUUGUUACAUCUAUUGAAGCAUACUUGUUGAAUAAUAGACAUAUUAGUGAUUGUUAUCUCUUAUAGCUGUAGUUGUUAAGAACAGUCUUUGUUCCUUGUCACCAAUUUACAGUGUCCUGGAUUGUUAUUGAUAUUUUCAAUGAAAACUGUUAUUAAGUAACUAGAAGUAAUGUAUUUGCACAUAUGUAAAAGGCUUAUGAAGUUUCAUAAUUUGUAACUUUCAAAAUUAAUUUAGCAAGCAAGCAUUUUUAUUGUAAUUACAGUAAAUGAAAACUAGAAAGUCAUAAAAUGUGAGCUUUCUCUCAAUCUGUUAAAUAACUUAGACAAUACAAGUUAAGUCGUGCCAUAAGUUAAUGUAUUUAACUAUUUUGACAUAUGGCAAUACAAGGCUGUGGAAUAAUGCUCAUACUUGUUACAGUUAACAUUUAAAAAUUGUAAAUAUUUUAUGAAGAAAAGAAAAGUAGUUUCAGAUUGCUAUAUCCUGUAACAGUGCAAUAUAGAUGUUUCUUCAGAAAAUGGACUUUUUCAUAGUGCUCGUUGGAAUGACUUAAAUAUAAUCAUUUUUUGUGAUACUGAUUAUUGUAAUGUCAGUUUUGAGUGAUAAUUCAUUUAUAAGUGUGAUCAUAACAAAAAUUUCAUGGCUGUUGCUGUACUCUGUGAGGUCUUCAGUAUGUGAAGGUUUAAAUUUCUCUUUCUUCUCUUACAAUGGAAAAUCGAGGAUGGGAUGUAACAAUAUUAUGAAGAAGAUAGUUGCUACUCACCAUAUAAUGGAAAUGCUGAGUCACAGAUAGGCACAACAAAAAGGCUGUUGGAUAGUGAGCUUUAGGCCAACAAAGCCUUUGUCGAAAAUAGACAACACACACACACACACACACAUACACACACACAUACAAACAAAUGCAGUUCACACACGCGUGACCACAGUCCCUGGCAUCAGGAGCCAGACUGCAGCUUCAGUUGCCAGUGACUCUGGUCAUGUGUGUAUGAGUUGUGUUUGUAUGAGUUUGUGUGUGUAUGUUGUCUGUUUUUGACGAAGGCCUUGUUGACUGAAAGCUCACUUUCUGACAGUCUUUUUUUACCUGUCUGUGACUCAGCAUCUCUGUUAUAUGGUGAGUAGCAACUAAAUUUUUCAUAAUAUCAUUCUUCUCCUACUGUAUUGUUUCUUAUUUUCUGCAGAAAUCAGCAUUGAAUUAACAGUAUUUUUGCUAAAGCAUGCAUUUUUUUCAGUUAUUAUUGCUGUUACAUCUGAGAGCCGAAAAUGUGGACUUUAUUUGUAACAUGUAACUAUUAUAGGUUGUUUAUUGUAUGUUGCAUAUUAUGGCUGCUUCAGUAUCUGUCAUUGUCACAUGUCUUAAUGCCCAACGCAAUUCAUUUAUGUGGUGUUGCAUCAUCUUAGGUAGCCACAUUUUAUAAAAUACAAUGCAAUUAUUGUGGGGAUUGUCUUGCAUAACUUGAUCUUCAAAAUCUCUAUCAAAUGGUUGUCUCAGAGAGGUGCUAUAAAGACCUACAAUUUCAUUGGUAAAUGUCCAGGGCUCAGGAAACUGACAUCCAAAUUUUAUUAUCUGACUAUGCAGUUUAGUGAACUUUUUGAGUGUUUAUGCUGUGUCACAUGUUAUGAAAUCCUGAUAUAUUUUGCCAUGUGAAACCAUUUUAAUUAAUUUGUUUCUCACAGCACCAGUUGCUAUCGUUUAUCUUUCAGAAUUCUGACUUGAACAUUUUCAGUCAUAUCUAAACUUCUUCAUGUGUUAUGAAGUCCUGGUGUAUUCAUAAACAGGAGACCAUUGCAGUUCUUAUUUUAUCAGAGUAACAAUAUAAAUUGUCCUCUUAUAUAUAAACUACAAUAAAAUUCCACCAGUUUUGUGAUGAAGUUUUCAAUAUUCAUGCCCAUGAUGUGUUCUCCAAAUCUCUCUCUUUUUGUGUGUGUGUGUGUGUGUGUG
Molecule: messenger RNA, 3602 nt
Organism: Schistocerca cancellata (South American locust)
Lineage: Eukaryota; Metazoa; Arthropoda; Insecta; Orthoptera; Acrididae
Product: enoyl-CoA hydratase domain-containing protein 3, mitochondrial
Exons: 7
Coding region: 89-985 (298 amino acids)
Cellular component (GO): mitochondrion
Molecular function (GO): hydro-lyase activity
Source: RefSeq, a predicted model, not a curated record